This is a messenger RNA of Egretta garzetta (little egret), 2391 nucleotides long. RefSeq names its product protein interacting with PRKCA 1 (gene PICK1). Gene Ontology annotation, molecular function: protein domain specific binding; phospholipid binding; protein kinase C binding. The record is from RefSeq and is a predicted model, not a curated record. The transcript has 13 exons. Lineage: Eukaryota; Metazoa; Chordata; Aves; Pelecaniformes; Ardeidae. The coding region runs from base 136 to 1359 and encodes 407 amino acids. Gene Ontology annotation, cellular component: synaptic vesicle; postsynaptic density; neuron projection. Gene Ontology annotation, biological process: regulation of Arp2/3 complex-mediated actin nucleation; receptor clustering; intracellular protein transport.
GAUGCACCCGGAGGACAACUUCUCCCAAGAGCAGCUCUCCGCCGGCCCAGCUCCCUGAACCGGCCGAGGUGAGGCCCUCUCCAGGGAGUUUGGAAUAAGCAGUUUCAGAGGAGCAGGCUUCACUUAACCAAAACAAUGUUUGCAGAUUUGGACUAUGAUAUUGAGGAAGAUAAGCUGGGGAUCCCCACUGUGCCUGGGACAGUGACCUUGAAGAAGGACUCUCAGAACCUGAUUGGGAUCAGCAUUGGGGGAGGCGCACAGUACUGCCCCUGUCUCUACAUUGUCCAGGUGUUUGAUAACACUCCAGCAGCCUUAGACGGCACCGUAGCAGCUGGUGAUGAAAUCACAGGAGUGAAUGGGAAGUCCGUCAAAGGGAAGACCAAGGUGGAGGUGGCCAAGAUGAUACAGAUGGUAAAGGGAGAAGUGACGAUUCACUACAACAAGCUUCAGGCCGACCCAAAGCAGGGCAAGUCCUUGGAUAUUGUAUUGAAGAAGGUAAAGCAUCGACUGGUAGAGAACAUGAGCUCAGGGACAGCGGAUGCCCUGGGGUUAAGCCGAGCCAUACUUUGCAAUGAUGGACUCGUAAAGAGAUUAGAGGAGCUGGAGAGAACCGCAGAGUUAUACAAAGGCUUGACAGAGCACACCAAGAGUCUUCUCAGGGCUUUCUUUGAGCUAUCCCAGACACACAGAGCAUUUGGAGAUGUUUUCUCUGUCAUUGGUGUACGGGAGCCGCAACCAGCUGCCAGUGAAGCCUUUGUGAAAUUUGCUGAUGCCCAUCGCAACAUUGAGAAGUUUGGGGUUCACCUUCUGAAAACAAUUAAGCCGAUGCUAACUGACUUGAAUACGUAUCUGAAUAAAGCCAUUCCUGACACAAGGCUGACUAUCAAAAAAUACCUGGAUGUAAAGUUUGAAUAUUUGUCUUACUGCCUGAAAGUCAAAGAGAUGGAUGACGAAGAGUACAGCUGCAUUGCUCUGGGUGAACCCCUCUACCGGGUCAGCACUGGGAACUAUGAAUAUCGCCUUAUUCUACGUUGCCGGCAGGAGGCUCGCACGCGCUUUGCCAAGAUGAGGAAGGACGUGCUAGAGAAAAUAGAGCUCCUGGACCAGAAACAUGUGCAGGACAUCGUGUUCCAGCUCCAGCGUUUUGUCUCUACAAUGUCCAAGUACUAUGAUGACUGCUAUGCCGUGCUCCGAGAUGCGGAUGUCUUUCCCAUUGAGGUGGACCUUGCCCGCACUACACUCAACUAUGGGCAGAAGGACACAUACACAGACGGGGCAGAAGAAGAAGAAGGAGGAAGCGAGAGAGAGGGUAGCGGGAAGGAGGACGCAAAUGGUGAAAAGCUCAUUGAUGAUGCCUGACUGUGCCGGCGUGGCCAGAGGAGGGACUUAGCAGACUGUUAUAAAACCGCAUAUUUCACAUGGCGAUUCAUCCUCCGUGACUUUCUGUGUCUGUCCAGCCUGGGAUGCCUCCUCUGCUUUGGGUGGGGGUGGCUGCUUGGAUCGGCACCAACCUCUGCGUUCCUCUCUCUUCCCUUGCUUAUUUGCCUGGAGAUUCCGGUUCCCUCCGGAGACUUCUGCUGCCCGACUCGGGUACUGAGGUGUGGGGAGGAAAAUCCCCUGCCACACCCCGACAUGACCCCUUGUGCAGACAGGACACUGCUGAGUGUGUGGGAUACACUGCUCCCCCCUGGCACAUGGAAGCCAGUUAAACAUCUGGAGAUGACUGCGGAUGGCAGGAACAGCCCCUCCCCUUGUGCUAUGGGAAGGUGCUAGCACCAGCACUGUUCUCUUCACCCCACUGCUCUCUGUCUUCAAGCUUCCCAUUCUCUGGUGUGUUCUAAGCUUCCCCUGUCUCUUCCAUCUGUCCCCAUGGGCUGCAGGACCGAUUUUUGUAGGAUGAUCGCUCCCACUGCUCCCAGCUCUCCAUGCCACUGGUUUUAAGAAAUAGGAGCGAGUUCGAACUGAUGCCUAGGACUGGUGGUGGUACGUGGGGUGUGAUCACCCCCCAUCCAAGGGGCUGGGGGAAGCUCUCAAAGCAGGGCCUGGGGGAAGCAGUUGCCUGGCACACUCUGCUGCUGCAGAGUUUUGGAAGUCUCUUCCCCCAGCUGCCAUCCUCUCCAUGGUCCUUUGGCUCCUGCACAACUGGCGCUGUCUGCAUGCUCCCAUAGCUGCACCCCAGGGCUGGAAUCCCAAAGGCUGUGGCUCUGCCCUUCCCCGUGGGAAGGACCUGGCUCAGGAAGGAGCCCUCGUACUCAGCAGAGAUGUGGAGGUGAACGUACUUGUCUGAGGCAGACGGGUUCCUGGGCAUAACAGCAAAGCCACGCACAUUUCCUUUCCAUCAUUUUCCCCUCUUAACAGCUCCUAAUAACAAAAUGUGCUUCGUGAGGAUGU